CUUGAGGUACGCUAAAUCUCUCUGUACCUUAUAUUUUGGGUCUGAAGACCCAGUAGGCACGUUAUCGAUUACCUAGCUCCAGUUUUGAUGCUGAUGUUGUCUAAAAUGGCUUCACACCUCAGCUGGCUUGAGAUGGUAUAAUCGCAACGAAACAGCCAAGCCUGGGUUACGUGUCUAAAUCAAGUGGGCAGGAAGUCUUGAAAAUCUCGGACACUUUGCAGUGGCGAAGGAAGAUGAAAUGCAUGUGUCUGUUGUACCUCUUGCCGAUCGCCUUCUUCAGGUUAACUGAUUCUUGCUGCGUUGAUUCUUCGAGCGGUCUCAAGAGAAAAUGGGAGCUGUGGACACAUCCAAUCUUACGGAAACGUUCGGUGGAUAUCGCUCAAAAACGAUUCCUCACGGCUUUGGGACUUGAAGAUUUUCCAAAGCCGGGACGACAUGUCAUUCCGCACAAAUUUAUGUUGGAAAUAUAUAGAAACUUAUCUCGCGGAAACUACAAAGGGAAUCAAAGUUAUGAUAUGUUGCCGAGUACAGUUGUCGGAAUUGUUGAUCAAGAACGCGGUUAUAAUUUAGCGACCCCGACCAGUCAACAAGUGUUUCAUUUUAACGUUAGCAAAGUGCCUUCUCGGCAAGCUAUUAUCGAUGCCGAGUUACGAGUAUUAAGAUUAGCGACAGUUAAAGAGAAAUCCUUUACUAGUAAGCACGGCACAACUUACAGAGCAAAGCUUUAUGGCAAGCGCAUCACAGACAUGCCAAAUUUAACUCCGUUCGAGCCUUCAUCGCACCACGACCUUCUCGAUUCACUCGAAUUUGACAUUUCUGAUGGCUUAGAAGAAAACUGGAACGUGUUCUCUGUCAAGAAAUCGAUUGAAAAUUGGCAAAAAGCGAGAGAAAAUUUUCACGAGUUAGAGUUACGCGUGGAAUCUGCGCUGAGUGGCGAUCUCAUCCCACCGGAAGAACUGGGGUUUUCUAAAACCGGGCGCCUUUAUAACAAGCACGCUCUCCUCGUGGUAUACGCAGCUGAUCGAAAGUCUCCUGAUCUUAUCCGGAAGCCUGUCUCGAACGAGAACAAAGCCGUAAGUAACGCAAUAUCACCGGGAAAAAGUGUUGACCCAAGACAGGACAAAUACACCUCCGAUCUUGAACACAGCCGGGUACGGCGAGACGCGAGAUCCAAAUCCGGGGGAAACAUGAAGAAGCGGAGCCGAGGAACGAAAUCAAAGCGUCGGCGAAAAAAGGAUUCCUGUCGCAGGAAACCUUUGUAUGUGGAUUUUAACCAGCUGGGCUGGUCUACCUGGGUUAUUGCUCCGAGAGGGUACAGUGCGUAUUUUUGUCAGGGACUUUGCGAGUUUCCUAUAGACAAUCAUUUAAAACCUACUAACCACGCAACAGUACAAACGAUUCUGAACUCUGUGGCUCCUUCACUCGCUCCUCAAGCCUGCUGCUCACCCAAUAAAUUCAGUGCAAUUAGUAUUCUUUUUAUAGAUACAAGUGACAAUAUUGUGUAUAAGAAGUACGAAGAAAUGGUGGUAGAGCGAUGUGGUUGCAAGUGAACCGACGGCAGACAUGCACACGAUGUAGUGAGUGAUAGCCGUUUCUAACCCUCCCAGCUCAGUUACAGGUGCUGAGUUCUCCAUGCUCAGGCAGCUCGCGCGGCUUAAGUAUCACUGUUUUUAUUAAAUCAUCACCUCUCCGGGAGUUUAGCGCUGAAAUUGUGUACUAUUGUCACCAUCCGGCGCUAUUUCAGAGUGUUCUCGAGCUCUUCGCACACUUUCAACACUUGAGAGUACAUUUCCCGCAUAUAUCUUCCACGUUGCGGGGUCAGAAUGUUUCAUGCGCAAGGUCGGGCUGUGUUUACUCAAUUUCUUGAACACCGAGAUGAUUUAGUUUGCAUAAUCCUAUUAAAAUUAUCAACGAUAUUGUUUAUGAACUCCGAUGGAUUCUCUAAGAUGCCUCUGGAUAAACUGACAGCCAGACAAGUCUCUUCCGAAACCACUGAAAAGGACUAAGCUGGCGUAUUUCAGCCGUUUGACGGUGAAACAAUGUUCACAUCCAAAGAUUUUCAUGUAUAUUAACUGUAAUAUCGUCAUAGAUUAUUAUUCCACUCCAGGAGUUUUAUCACCUCUUUAUUUUUAUCAGAUGACAAACGUCUUUUUAUGUCAAAAAUGACUACACAUCAUUAUUAUACUGAAAAGUAUUUAUGCGUAAUUUUCCCUCUCGUAUUUUGUCAAUAAUUUUCAUAGAUAAUGGUUUGUUGGCGUUGGUGAAUCGGCUGCCCAACCAAACAACAAUGACGAAGUUUAUCCAUGAUUAGCGAACAAUCGAUUUCUGCGUUUUAUUACCUUGGUCGAAUGUAAAUACUGAAUAAAUUAUUUAAGACUUCAAAAGGAACGUAGAAAAGGUCCGUGUUGCAAUUGUUGAACUAUUUUUAUCUCCGAAAACGUAGACAGCUCCGUUAGUGUAAUAGAAAUUAUUGUCUAAAAAUAAAACGACGCUUAAUUCAG
Molecule: messenger RNA, 2501 nt
Organism: Pocillopora verrucosa
Lineage: Eukaryota; Metazoa; Cnidaria; Anthozoa; Scleractinia; Pocilloporidae
Product: growth/differentiation factor 6-A
Cellular component (GO): extracellular region
Molecular function (GO): growth factor activity; cytokine activity
Source: RefSeq, a predicted model, not a curated record